UAUUGACGUGGAGGACGCCUCAAAUUAAUCCGAGCAAACCUCAGCCUGCGGGAUCGCACAAAUUCGCCUUUAACGAAUGAAGAGCAGUCUGGCCGCUUCGUCCGAGGGAACUCUAACGUUUCUGCUCGUGGAGGGGCAGAGAGGUGGUCUGCGGAUAUUUUUGGUGCACUUUUGAGCUCUCCACACUGCAUGCGGCGGAGGCAGCGCGUUCAGCCAUUGAAGGGGGAACUGUUUCAAGGAAAGCAUCACGAAAGCUCGGACAAAUGGAGCAAACUUACGGGGAGGUGAACCAGUUAGGAGGGGUUUUUGUGAACGGACGACCCCUGCCCAACGCCAUACGGCUAAGAAUAGUGGAGUUAGCCCAGCUCGGGAUCCGACCUUGUGACAUCAGUAGGCAACUUCGCGUUUCCCACGGCUGUGUGAGCAAGAUCCUGGCCAGAUACAACGAGACCGGCUCUAUAUUACCGGGCGCUAUCGGAGGCAGCAAGCCCCGAGUCACGACGCCCAACGUGGUGAAAAGCAUACGGGAAUACAAACAAGCAGACCCCGGGAUUUUCGCCUGGGAGAUUCGGGACCGACUUUUAGCAGAUGGAGUAUGUGACAAAUACAACGUGCCCUCGGUCAGCUCCAUCAGUCGGAUUUUACGGAACAAAAUCGGGAACCUCUCCCAGCCAAACCAGUACGAGGCUGGCAAGCAGGCACCGCCGCAGCCGAGCCUUUCUUACAACCAUUUAUAUCCAUACUCCUACCCCAACGCCAUGUCCCCUUCCGGGACUAAAAUGAGCAACCCUCCCGGCGUCCCAGUCACCGGCGGACAUGUGAGCCUGUCCCGCGGGUGGCCUUCAGCGCACACGGUCAGCAAUAUACUGGGCAUCCGAGCUUUCAUGGACCCGACAGCUAUUGCUGGCGCUGAAGGGUACGCACCAAAAAUGGAGGACUGGGGGAGUGUGAACAGAGCCACGUUUCCCCCCACGCAUGGAGUGAACGGAAUAGACAAGUCGUCUAUUGACUCGGACAUAAAGUACCCUCAGCCUUCCUCCACUCUCUCUAGUUACGUUCCGCCAUGUGCCUAUUCUCCUUCCAACCAGUAUGGGGUUUAUAGUGGCCCAGCAGGUAGCUAUGUGGGCCCGGGUCCCCACUGGCAGGCUCAGGGGGCGACCCUCUCCCACCCAGGCAGCGGCAUGGCCAUCCACUCGGGGGACAUCCAUUCUGCUAUGCCCUUCAAACAUGCUACACGAGACGGAGACAGAAAACCCCCGAGUCCUCUCAGUAAGCAGCAGCAUGAGGCUCUGAGCAGCAUCCACGGCCUCAGCCUCCCUCAGCCUACCUCAUCCUCAUAGCCCGGGAAGCGCACAGCCUCCUCUCCUAAAGCUAGCAGCGCAUUUAGCUGAGCGCAUUUCAAGAACUCAGACUCUGUAAGUUCACACGCUCCUCUUCCUCUCAGCGCCUUGUCCCGCUCUGGCUCGGCCCUCUGUGACAGUCCAGGCCUGGCUUCUCAUCUACCACGCAUUUUUUUUCUGAAACUGAAAUGAAUGUAACGUUUUACUUUUUUGCAACUUGUUGUCGUGCCGCACUGUGUUGGUGGCUGGUUGUUGGUCUUUUGCUCCUCCACGCGCUUGUAUGUCUACGCUAUUUAUAAAAACGACUGCAUCGCCAUUGUCGAGGGUUGACCUGCCUGGGCAAUAGUGUAAUGUUAUUGGUUACUUCUCCUCAGCAAUACCUUCCAAAUGAAAAACGAAAAAAAGAAUAAAAAAUACUGCAGUACAUUAAUCACACUCAAAUAUGUGAACAAAGUAAUUAAUUGUAAAUGUAAAAUAUUACA
Colossoma macropomum (tambaqui) is the source of this 1822-nucleotide messenger RNA. It is a transcript of the gene pax1a, whose product is annotated as paired box 1a. Lineage: Eukaryota; Metazoa; Chordata; Actinopteri; Characiformes; Serrasalmidae. Bases 264 to 1340 code for a protein of 358 amino acids. Gene Ontology annotation, biological process: regulation of transcription by RNA polymerase II; anatomical structure development. The record is from RefSeq and is a predicted model, not a curated record. Gene Ontology annotation, molecular function: RNA polymerase II cis-regulatory region sequence-specific DNA binding; DNA-binding transcription factor activity, RNA polymerase II-specific. The transcript is spliced from 5 exons.